AUGCCUGAGGACAUCACCCGAUACGUCCCAGAGGACAUCCAAAAUGACGCCUGGGAGGAGUUCAAAAAGUCGUUGACGCCCAAGGAGCAGAGACGCAUGGAAUCAGUCAGCAAUCCAAAACAGCUAGUCGAGCACGUGCAGGAGCUUCGAGUGUCUUACAAUAAAUACGGCUUGGUGCAAGCCUUUAAGCGCAUACAACCUGUCAUCGAGCGCAUCCAGUCCUACCACGAGACCAUCAAAGUGUGGCUCCAGGGUGCGCCGCGUGCGUUCAGCUUUCUCUGGGGAUCCCUGUACCUGGUGUUUGAGCCUCUAGAGGUGAUUCAGCGGCAAUUGGAUCAGGUUCUUUCCCUGCAUGGACUUCGAUCAGUGCAUCAACAAUUCGCGUUAUCCUAUUCUCCUCAAGUGUCUUUGGGCAUCCAACUCCAAUCAGAUUCCUCUCUUACCAGUCGUCAGAGUGCCGAAACCAGCGGAUUAUACCAAACUUCUUCGGGUCUAUCUCAAGCCAUGCUGUUGCCAGAGCGUUAUAAUAACCUCUCUUCACCGCGUCAAGGGCCCUUCGGACGGAAUACGGAACUAGAUCUCCUGCAGAACUACCUCUGCGAUGACGAGUGCCAAGACGGUAUCCGAGUCGCGUGUCUUACUGGCAUGCGGGGAGUUGGCAAAACUCACCUCGCUUUGGAAUACGCCCAUAGACACCUGCAGGAACAUUUCGUCGCGCUCUGGAUACAUUCGGAGAAUUUGCAAAAGCUCCAACAGUCGUUUGCCGCCGUUGCACACGGCGCACUGCUUGCUGAUGAAUCGGUGCAACAUCCAGAUCAACUGAGAGAGCUGGUGAAACGAUGGCUAUCCAACUUGAGCAAGAAAGGCAAGGGCCUUCACCCCCGAUUGCUUGUCUUUUCUUGGCUUACUAACGUAUUGAUAGACAUAUCUGGAGGUUGCAAAAGAUGGCUUAUUGUUUUUGACAAUGUUGAAGAAUGUUCUGAACUUGAUUUCUACCUCCCAACCGAAGGCAACGGCACCGUCUUAAUCACAACGACAUGUGAUGACAUUGCACGUGUGCGUGCCCCUGGACGCAUGGUAGUUAUGGAGCCAUACUUUGGCGAUCUAGGUUCACAAUUCCUCUUGACAUUGACGAAUGCCGAUGCCUCCGACGAGGAAGAAGUCCAGGCGGCACGACAUCUGACAGAUGCCGUUGGCCACCUGCCGUUGGCACUGGAACUGGUGGGCAAUUAUGUUCUGAGCCAAGGGAAGUCUCUCGCCACAUUUCUGAAAGAUUAUCCCAAUCUGUAUUCCGGCUUUCUCUUCAAUUCAAAUCUCCAGAAGUGGACACCUGCCCGUUUCAAGGAUUCUAUCGACAGUCUAUGGAAUCUUCACCUCGACAAGACAGCCCCGAAUUCAAAUCAUCAUCUCAAAGCCAGAUCUCGUCGACUGAUCAACAUGCUGGCCUUUCUUGAUGAAGAUGGAGUUCCACUGAGCCUUUUCCGAGAGCCAAAACGUGAGGCCAUGCUAUUCGAGGGGCCAGACUGCCCUCAAGAGAUCCAGGAUCUCGACAACCUGGUCGAUAAUCCAUUCAAUGAGACACUAGCUCUAGAUGGAGCCAUAAUCCAGCUCCGAGACAGGGCUUUGGUGAAGCUGAACAAUCAUGCUGGGCAGUUUCAAUGCCAUCGGCUUGUGCGGCUGUCGGUCCAGAAGGCAAUGCCUCCCCGCACGAGACUUCGCACUUUUCAACGCCUCGUCUUCCUACUGAAUGCAGUCUUUCCCACACAAGAAGACGGGAGACCUUUGCACAAUAAGUGGAAGAAAUGUGAAACCUUCGCGAAUCAAGUGCGAGCUUUAUUGGAGUCUCGCAGAAUGUUCAAAGAGGAUGUCGGACACCCAAUCCUUCUCUGCGAGGUUGCGGCUCGUUGUGCUUGGUACUUCAUAGAGUUGGGCCAAUACAACACGGCAACACAGAUGGCGGAGCAGUCACUUGACAUCUGUCACACAGCCUUAAAAGGUGGCAACCAUCCAGGAUAUAGCACUUGGUUCAUCAAGGACAUGACCAGCCACCUCUACAACGUGCUGGCGACUGUAGAGAGAGAGCGCCCAGGUCCAGACUUUGGAAUAGCUCUGUCCAAAAAAGUCUUAAAAAUCCGCCUAAAAAACAGAAGAGAUGCUAACCCCGACGAUGAAGCCUGGAUUGCUGCCGCACAAGGUAACCUUGCCGUGUCUUUGAUCUCUUCAUAUGAUCUCAAAGAUGCACUCAAAAUUCUGGUCGGGCUGAGAACCCGAGAUGAUAUGAGAGCAAAUGAGGAUGUCUAUCUCCGAAAUACCUCAAUCUGUCUUCGAAUGCUUGGGAGGCUUGAUGAGGCCCUCGCCGUCAACUCGCUCGCGCUCUCGACGGCGAGGGAGAAGAGAGGAGAACAUAGCGAGCAAGUGGCCCUCUGCUAUUUUGACUUGGUCAACAUCCUGAUAUGUCAGGGAGAUACAAUCGCCGCCUGGAAAACGCUUGAAGAAUGCCUGAGCCGGCGAAAUGUAUCCCUUGUUCCGCAUGAUGCCACGACAUUCGUGCCUCAUACAGCAGGGAGUGCUUGUAAUCCUAACAAAGCUGGAGAGGCAUUCACUCUCCACAAAGCUGGGGAAGCAGCCACAUUGGAAGGAAGACACCAGGACUCGAUACCCUUCUACAAGCAGGCACUUGAGAUCCUACGCAACUGCGAAUGUCAUCCCGGUACAAUCUGCCGCACAGCUUUCGCACUUGCGUCCGCAUACCAGCAGACUGGGGCAGUUGCUGAGUAUAUGAACUCUCUCGAGCUAGGGAAGUCAUACAUGUUAAGGAUUCGGGAGGAUGGCGACACCUCACAACGUGGUUUUGAGGCUAGGAAUUACGAUUCCUUUGUCCAAGUCGGGUUUCGUUAA
Messenger RNA from Thyridium curvatum, 2898 nucleotides. RefSeq lists its product as uncharacterized. The transcript is spliced from 7 exons. The coding region runs from base 1 to 2898 and encodes 965 amino acids. Gene Ontology annotation, molecular function: protein binding. NCBI's taxonomy places the organism in Eukaryota, Fungi, Ascomycota, Sordariomycetes, Thyridiales, Thyridiaceae. The record is from RefSeq and is a predicted model, not a curated record.